AUGGCGUCUCACACUAAAAAGGACGAUUACUGCCUCGAGUGUCAUUGGGAGUCCUUUCAUAUAGACGGGAAAGAAUCGGAGAACCAGUCUAACGCCCCCGCAACAUCUCAGUGGGAUUGUUCAGGCGAGGGACAUGACGCCUCGCUCGAUCACUGCCAUGUCGACGACGCCUGCUGCGACAUGGACGACUGCUCCAUCACUUGCCCUUCGGUUUGCGACGGGCUUGUGGACUGCGAAGAAACCGCAUGCACUGACACCCACUGCAAUGAUGGCUGUGACGAUACGCAUUGCGAGAACGCCGAGACCCUUUGCUUUGAUGAACACUGCUUUGGUAACAAUGUGGGACAAUCGCAAGGAGAUCAACUACCCAAACCAACCGGUAAUAUCACUUCGGACAUGGUGGCCCCUCAACCCUCUAUGGACUCCCUCUUCCCUCAGCAUUCGAUCCCAGUUGCCCAUUGCCACUCGCACAGUUUCCCUCAUUUUCAUUUCCAUGACUCUUCUAAAGACGCUCACGGCAACAUGAUGCACCAACCGUUCCCGGCUCAGAAUGGCGUUAAUCCGGCAGAUGUAUUCCACAUGCUGGGAAUGUGUCCUGACCUUUCUGCCUGUCAAAACUUUCAUGUACACGAAAACACGAACUGCGACCAUGUCGACAAACCGAAUACUGACGCUGGUUCUAAUUCAUUCGCCUGUUUCCAUAUCCCGCCUAAUGUUAAUCUUAACGACCUCAUGAAAAGCCCGGUACAUAUCCACAGCAACCCCUCGAGGGGCCCUUGUCGCACACACCACCGGUGUCGCACGCAUGCACAUGCUCAUGUGCACCCGUACGGACAUUAUUCGCCAUACUCCCGCCAGUCCCGGUCCAGCGUGAGCUCGCAAUUGAUAUCCAGCCCGGGCGAUACCCCUCCGCCUCUGGAGGGCGGGACACCGUCAGUGCUGACAAGCCCGGUUACUCCGACCGAGAGCGAAGUGCAUAUUUGCAAGUGGACCACCACGUCAGGCGGCGCCAAGACCUUUUGCGGUGCACAGUUCUCUGAUCCCUGUACUCUUCAAGAGCAUCUGAUCGCGCAACACAUGUCAACCAUCAAUGGUGCCAAGGGUACCGGAUAUUACUGCUGCUGGGAGGGCUGCCACCGUCCGGAUGAGCCAUUCUCGCAGAAGUCAAAAUUGCAAGGCCAUUUCCUGACCCAUAGCAAUUGGAAGACAAGAACUUCAGAUGCUCGGUCUGUGGCAAAUUUUUCGCUCGACAGGCAACCUUGGAACGCCAUGAACGAAGUCACCGGGGAGAGAAGCCCUACAAGUGCUCUGAAUGCGGGAAGGCUUUUACAGACAGUAGUGAACUGA
Molecule: messenger RNA, 1347 nt
Organism: Aspergillus oryzae RIB40
Lineage: Eukaryota; Fungi; Ascomycota; Eurotiomycetes; Eurotiales; Aspergillaceae
Exons: 3
Coding region: 1-1347 (448 amino acids)
Source: RefSeq, a predicted model, not a curated record